AUGCUUCACAGAAAAAGGUGUGCCAGUGAGAAUGGAAAGAUGAGAUCUGUGCCCAGAGACCUCUUCCCUUCGGGCACAACGACUCGUCUUGACGCCCGCUGCGCCACCUGCACCGGCACAGCACCGCGCUGCGCCGCACCACACGCCGCCACUUUGCCUCAAACAGGGACAUCGGUGUCAAAGAGCCUUCGGCGCACCUGGGAUGCGAAGGAGGGGCAAGAGAGAGGUCGCGGCCAGGUUUUAUUUCUAAUCAUAUGGCUUGUGUCAUGUCUUGAACCCUCAUCGCACGCGCGAUGGAAGGGCGACAGUCAUCUCAUCAACGCCAACGUCAAGCGCGACAGUUACUCAUCAACCCCAGCACCCUCCCCCUUCGCCAUUCAUCCAUCCCUGCGCACGACCCGCCGCGAUGAAAGGCUGCCUGCACGCGAGCCCUACGUCACGUGGGCCGCCUGCUCGCCCGAGGCACACACGGCGGCGCCAGGCCGAGACGCUCUCAAAGCAGCAAUAGUUGUGGCAGGGACCAACUCCCCUUCGCGUGCGCGCCGCGAGAGCGCAGCAGCGAGCAGGUACGCGCGACUCGUUCCCCCGCGCAGCAGCGCCGCCCACACGCCGCGGAGCGUCGUCGAACCACACGUGACGUCACGCCUCCGCGCGGCGGCAACGGGCGGCGGCGAGGAUCGGAGCGGCGCGGCGCGGCACGCGGGAACGCGGCGUCGGCAACGGCACGGCCACCACACAACGGGCAUCGGCGCGAGCCGGCGGGAGAGCGAGUCCGACUACGCCAGUGCGUGCAGACGCGUGCGUGUGCGUGCGGCGGAGAGCAAGCGAGCGCGUGCCGGGGCGUGCGGUGACAUGCGAGGCCCCACGGCCGCCGUCCUCCUGCCGGCGGUGCUGCUGCUGCUGCUGCUGCUGCUGGCGGCUGGUGGCACGGCCGGUGAGGACGGCGCGAGGACGGAAGCACCGUCGGACGCGGCCGUCGCAGCCGCCGCCAGCGGUGGGCAGAAGCGCGUGCUGUACAAGUGCUGCGAGGUGGGCGAGGUGUGGGUGUACGACGACGCCGACAACGCCGCCAGCGGCUGCCACAACGCCACGGUGUGGCUGCCGCCGGACAGCGUCGGCCAGGUGCAAUGGGAGCGGGAGCUGCGCGACCGCCGCUUCCAAGACGUUCAGGUGGGCCACCCGAAGUGCACGACCACGCAGCUGUGGCCGCUCUACCACUUCGAGAACGGCGAGCACGACGAGCUGGAGCUGCUGGCCAACGGCCGGCUGCGCCACUACACGCGCUCGCACGCGCCGCCCGAGCACCCGGACCUGCACUACGACCGCGACCCGCAGCGCGGGCGCGGGCGCGGGGGCGUGGCCGGGGCCGGCGUCGGAGCCGAGGCCGGCGAGGAGCGGCCCCGCGGCCCGCCGGUCUUCGACCUGGACGCCGCCGACGCCGAGGCCGAGCAGGACGCCCUCGACAAGGAGCACGGCACGCGCUUCUUCCACGACUACGCGCCGGGCGCCUACUGCGUCGACAGGAUUGUAGGCCGUCAAUUUGAUUUCAAAGCACAGUAUGCAGUGGUAUGUGCACCUCAUGUGCAAGCCCCACUUAAUGGAACGGACUUCAUAAUGAAGCGAAUUGUGAAUCCAGUGUGCCAUGGUAUUGCCAUUGCUUGCUACUUGCUAGUGGCAGUGCUCUACUUUGUUCUCCCACAGUUACGUGAUUUGGUAGGAAACAUGCUCACGACAUUGGCAAUAUGUCUCAUUGUAAGUCAAGCAGCAGAUCUUGUGAGCAUCUUCACCCAGUAUACCAACCAUGUAUCUUUCCUUGUGGCAGAUGUAGUAAUGUAUGUAAGUCUUCUGGCAGCUUUCUUCUGGCUCAAUAGCCUGGGAUAUUAUAUAUGGAAGACUUUCAGGUCCCGCAAUGUGUUUCUACGUGUAACUGAUGCUCGUAAAUACUGCUAUUAUUCCACAUAUGCCUGGGGAGCUACACUAGCCAUGGCUGUAAUUGCAUUAUUUGCACAUUUCAUGCUGGAUACAUCAAGGCCAGAAGUACGAGACUCAGCAGGCAAACAAGAAACAAUAGGGAGACUUGGUAUUGCAGUAUUUUUCACACCCAUUGCCUUUACAAUCCUAGUCAACAUAUUCUUCUAUUUGACAACUGGGCAGGCCAUAAGCCGAAUUGCAACAAGAGGAAGAAUACAUCAUAAGAUGAAAUACUGCUUUGAUAUGUUUGUCAAACUCUUCCUUGUCAUGGCUGUGGCUUGGUUGUUCCUUGUCUUGGCAAGACUGCCAUAUGAUGUGUUAGACUACUGCAACAUUGUUGCAAACUUACUGCAAGCCUUCUUUUUCUUGUACGUCACUGUCCUUGGACAGAAGCGAGUAACAAUGCUCAUAAAGCAAGCAUUUUGUAGUAACCCAGAAGGGCAAGAUACUGCAGAAUGGGGAGAAGAAAUGUCACCAAUGAGUUCUGCACAUUAUUAACAAACAUGUGCAAAUUUACAAGGAAUAAAAGAGCACUUAAUUUUAUAUCCCUUUUUGGGUAUUGCUUCAAAUGAGCUCAAUUGAACAGAGAGAAAACAUGGACAAGAUUUUGAACAAUUUGUUUCUCUCAUUUCCUAUUGUGUGUAUUUAUUUUUUUAUGAUUUGCCAAUUAAAUAAAGUUAAGAAUGUAUUUAUGAUUAUUACUGAUAACAUCUGUCCCAAAAUAAUCAUGUGCUCGUUCAUAUAUACUAUUAAUGCUGCAGCAGAAAAUUCAAACUGGCUUGUCAAUCCAUCAAAAUAUAUUUUAGCCUAAUUGAAAAACUGCUUUGUUCAGUAACAAGAGAAAUGAAUGUAUCAUUCAUUCAUUCUCUCAACUUCACAUUUGACACAUCACUCUGAACAAAACAGUGAAAAUGUGAAAUUUUAAGAGGAAAGAAGUAGAAGUGGACAAAGCCAGUGUAAGAAUUGAGUUCAGAUGAAAUGAAUCUGAUGACGUAAAUCUGUCAUGUUGAUAUGAUCUGUACUUACAAUUUACAUUUUUUUAUUAAAAUAUUUUAUAAAUAUUUUGACUCAUUUCACCCAUAUAAUCUGACAUUUUAAAGUAAUAAAAUAUACCCCUCUUUUCCUGUUUC
Gryllus bimaculatus (two-spotted cricket) is the source of this 3101-nucleotide messenger RNA. Lineage: Eukaryota; Metazoa; Arthropoda; Insecta; Orthoptera; Gryllidae. The record is from the annotation of a GenBank genome assembly.